GUCGCUGGAUCGCGAGCGACAGAGCUCGUACAACUUCGUCGUGGUGGCCACGGACAGCGGCAAGUACGACGCCAAGAGCACCUCCAUCCCCGUCGAGAUUCGGGUGAGCGACGUCAACGACAACGCACCCGUCUUCGCGGAGUAUCCGUUCCGCGCGCGCGUCUCCAUCGGCACGCAGCCGGAGAAGAACAUCCUGCGCGUGGUGGCCACCGAUGUCGACGAGGGACUGAACGGGGAGAUCGUCUACUCGUUCCUGCACGAGCAGGAAAAGCCAAAGUUCAGGAUACACCCGAGCACCGGCGCGGUCACCGCCGCGCUGUCCCUGUCGCAGGACAACGGCAAGACGUAUUAUCUGGAAGUUCUGGCCAGGGACAAGGGAAACCCGCCGAAGAGCGCUCGGGGGUUGAUCGAGCUGCAGGUCGGAGAUCUCGCGGACCUGUCGCCGGCUCUGAAGUUUCGGAACGAGAGCUACGAGGUGGUGAUCCAAGAGAAUUCCGCGGCAGGGACGGAGGUGGUGCAGGUGACCGCGGUUCGGUCCGACGGCAGAAGGCAGCACGUUUCUUAUUCCCUGGGCUCGGGGAACGAUUUCGGGACGUUCGCGAUCGACGAGGACACCGGACUGCUCCGCGUCAACGACCCGACCAGGCUCGACGCGGAGCUGUGGACCGACAUGAGAGUGAGGCCCUCGGAAGGACAAACGGAGGAGGGACGCGUGAACUCGUGGGGCAGAUCGCUGGAGGGACAGCUGUCCAAGGAGGAGCCGAGGCAGAGCUCGAAGCACGUGCUGACCGUGGUCGCGAAGACCACCGGAUCGGACCCGUUGGAGGCUUACGUGAAAGUGGUCGUCAGGGUGUCCGACGUGAACGAUAAUCCACCCGUUUUCACGCAGACGCAGUACUCGGCGACCGUGCUCGAAGGCAACGUGAAAGGCGACUUUGUCGUGAAGCUCUCGGCGAGCGACGCCGAUCAGGGAAUGAACAGCAGGAUCCUUUAUCACAUCGUUGACGGUAAUCCGGACAACGCUUUCACCAUAAGCCCGCCGUACAGCGGCGUGGUGCGCACCAACAUAGUGUUGGACCGGGAGAUCCGCGAGAAGUACAGGCUGACGAUCAUCGCGACGGAUCAGGGGAAUCCGCAACUGACCGGAACGGCGGCGCUCAGCGUCCGAGUGAUCGACAUCAACGACAAUCAGCCGACUUUUCCAGAGCACAGCAUUAUCUCGGUUUCCGAGGGUAAGUCGCAAACGAUUGCUCGUAAAUGA
This is a messenger RNA of Nomia melanderi (Alkali bee), 1261 nucleotides long. NCBI's taxonomy places the organism in Eukaryota, Metazoa, Arthropoda, Insecta, Hymenoptera, Halictidae. The record is from RefSeq and is a predicted model, not a curated record.